GUGUGUAUGUGUGUAUGUGUGUGUGAGAGUGUGAACUGGGUCGGGAGGGAGCAGAAACCCUGACACGAAAUCUGUGAUUUGAGUCUCAGGCGAAGUCCGGUCACACCUGCGCUCCUGUUUCGAGGAUGUAAGGAAACAUUUGCUGGACAUUAAUUUUUUCCAUCUUGUUUUUCUGAGCGAUUGUGCAACUGUACGCGGAUAAUCCAGGAGGCGUACAUGAUCUGCACAGCCCCGACAUCGGCCCCGUCGGCACGACCCUGUUGUCUCUGCUCCUGAAGCUGACGGGUUUGUGAGCACCUGUGAACAGGACUGUCUGCUGACUAUUCCCACGUGGACCCAGUCAUCCCGGUGACCCAUGUGAUGUGAAGACACCCCAUCUGCUUAUGCUCUCUGAUGUCGUGUCUCACGGUAUAAAGUGUACACCUGUGCCUGGGUCAAGAGACCUCCUUCAUCCUGUCUCUUAGAAACGCAGCCACGCUCUGAAGCCAGCAUGUCCAUCACCAACACGCCUACCAGCAAUGACGCCUGCCUGAGCAUCGUGCACAGCUUGAUGUGCCACAGGCAGGGUGGUGAGAGCGAAACCUUUGCCAAGAGGGCCAUCGAGAGCUUGGUGAAAAAGCUGAAGGAGAAGAAGGAUGAGCUGGACUCGCUCAUCACUGCUAUCACCACCAACGGGGCCCAUCCCAGCAAGUGUGUCACCAUCCAGAGGACACUGGACGGGCGGCUGCAGGUGGCCGGACGAAAAGGCUUCCCUCAUGUAAUCUAUGCCAGGCUGUGGAGGUGGCCAGACCUGCACAAGAACGAACUGAAGCACGUCAAAUACUGCCAGUUUGCCUUUGAUCUCAAGUGUGAUAGCGUGUGUGUCAAUCCUUAUCACUAUGAGAGAGUCGUGUCUCCUGGUAUCGACUUAUCAGGGCUGACUCUGACAAGUUCUGGACCCAGCGCAGCGCUGAUGGUGAAGGAUGAGUACGAUUUCGAUGGGCAGCCCAGUCUGCCUUCCAUCGAGGGAGGGCAUUCCAUUCAGACCAUCCAGCACCCGCCUUCCAGCAGCCGUUCGGCCCCGUCUGACUCCUUCGGCACCCCUACCCUGCUCCCACCCUCUGAAGCCUCCACCACUGCCUCAACAUCGUCCUUCCCUGCCAUCGCUGCUGGAUCAGGGAAUGCCAGCUCCACCUGGUCGAGGAACAACAGCUUCACCCCCAACAUGCCCCAUCACACCAACGGCCACCUACAGCACCACCCACCAAUGCCGCACCCGGGACACUACUGGCCAGUGCAUAACGAGCUAGCAUUUCAGCCUCCCAUAUCCAAUCACCCAGCUCCUGACUACUGGUGCUCCAUUGCCUACUUUGAGAUGGAUGUUCAGGUUGGUGAGACAUUCAAGGUGCCCUCCACCUGUCCAAUUGUGACGGUGGACGGCUAUGUUGACCCGUCAGGUGGAGACAGGUUCUGUCUGGGCCAGCUCAGCAACGUACACCGCACUGAGGCCAUUGAAAGAGCAAGGCUUCACAUCGGUAAAGGGGUCCAGCUGGAGUGUAAGGGUGAGGGAGACGUGUGGGUGCGAUGCCUUAGCGACCAUGCAGUGUUCGUUCAGAGUUACUAUCUGGACAGAGAGGCAGGCCGUGCCCCUGGAGAUGCGGUUCAUAAAAUCUACCCCAGCGCUUACAUCAAGGUGUUUGACCUCCGUCAGUGCCACAGACAGAUGCAGCAGCAGGCCGCCACAGCCCAGGCAGCAGCAGCUGCCCAGGCAGCCGCUGUGGCUGGGAAUAUACCUGGACCUGGCUCCGUUGGAGGGAUAGCCCCGGCUAUUAGUCUGUCAGCUGCGGCUGGUAUCGGGGUAGACGACCUUCGAAGGCUGUGUAUUCUCAGGAUGAGCUUCGUUAAAGGCUGGGGUCCCGACUACCCCCGUCAGAGCAUCAAGGAAACUCCCUGCUGGAUCGAGAUCCACCUGCACAGAGCUCUGCAGUUACUGGACGAGGUUCUGCACACUAUGCCUAUAGCUGACCCACAGCCGUUGGAUUGAGACCUGUGUAGGUCGGCCACGCCCCUGCAUCGUACCCUGACACACAAUGGAAUGGCGAUGGAACGUCUUCCCGACCUGAACCGUUUUGGGUGGGUUGGAAAGGCCGCGGCAACAUCAUUUGUGGCAUUGAAGUUGUCUCCAGUGACAAAUUCUUCCAGAUGGCGUAUGAGGCUUCUUCAUGCACUGUUGGCUCCACCCUUGCUUAUUAAAUAGGGAUAACACUAACAUAGACCAAAGCCAUAUAUCCAAGAUAUAUUUAGAUUAAUUUUUGAUAAAUGGCUUUGACGUGUGAUGACUGGAACAGAGAGUUGCUAAACUUAGACAAAGAUAUCACCAAGAGUUAGUUACUGGACAAAGCUUCAUGCCAUGAUGAUGGCUAACCUGUUACCUGCAGAUUUCAACAAUGAAACUGGAUCAGACACAGACUACUCAGCACAGCUGACUACUGACAGAUGUUAUAUCUACAGAACUAAACCAGGAUAUUACAGCGCUGCACAGUGGGGGAUACCUAUAUCUGGUCCUCGGGUUCCCCUACUGCUGUUUUUUGUUUUUUUUAAUUCUGCCAGGUAGUUUUCUUUGAGCUGACCAAUCAGGGACUGAUUUUCACCUUGGAUGCCAGGUGAAUGCUGUUAGCUCCCUGGCAGAAUAGAAAACCAGCAGUAAUCUGGACCCUGAGGACCAGAUGUGAGGAACACAAUUGUACAAGGUACCUGUCGCUGAACCUCGUUGUCGAGAUGAUGUUGAGGACAGCUGAGCUGGACUGGCUCAAAAUAAGAUGCAUGCAGCUACAGCCAUCCCCUUGUACAAGAAUGUCACAGAGAAUGAAACAACUCACAGCAUGCCUCAAGAUCAUGAACUAGAUCAAGGUGAAGUCUAACCCAGGUUAUGGACUACUCUAGGUCAGGUGUUGUCAAACUACAGGUUUAGACCCAAAAACAGUUACAGUUGUAAGUCUAUUCCUGGAGCAUGCACCCACAACAAACAACAGUUGUUGUUAGGCACAAUACCAGAGCAAAGGUGGAGCCUCUGGUCGAGGUUUUUGGAUCAGACAAUGAACCCUACACCCCCGUUUUUGGACUGGGGUCCUACUGAUACAGGAUUUUUGGAUGCAAUAACUAACAGUUUAUGGAGCAAAAUUCUUCAUUAGUGAUUUAUUUGCUUUUAUUGCUUUUUGUGAUUCUAUAAUUUUUGCAUCAUUCAUUCAGUUUAGCCUUUUAAAAACAAGUGAUAGCGGAUAAUCUGAUGGCUGUUUUAGUGACACCUGUAAUUCACUGGUCACAUAUAGCAGUGGUCACAUCCCAUCAUUUACAGGGGUAGUUCCUGCUUUGUAAAAAUGACCUCUCUUAUGCUGCCACCAAGAAUGAAUCUCUUCCUACUUUCCUCUUUUUCUUUGACACUGUUUGGGGAGGGGAACUCCACUGGGAGGCCCGGGUUCAACAUGACUGGAGUGAGAAAGCACAGGAGAAGAAAUCCGUUAAUUUAAGCAGACAGUUUUUGGUUUUGGCACACCAAAUUACUGUCUGCUUGGAAACAUAAGAAGGCCAGUUUGGUCAUGAGAACCAGUAAAUUUGCAGGCGUGCAGGAAUUUGCUGAAGUUCCAUUCAUUUAUAGGAACCAUGUGAAACUGAAUUUUAAGAAAACUAUUUUUUAGUUAAUUUUUAAGACAUAAAAAAAAUCUCAAAGCAUAUCAGUCUGUUUCUCCACGCCAGUCGAGUCAUGGUAAUUAAAUGUAUCAUGACUUGGUACCCACACACGUGCUACUUAAUCCAUUUUUACACUCUUGUGUAUAGUUUACUGACAGAAACAGAAGGGGAGAAUUUUAAGUUUCCCAGCAAUAGUGAUAUAUUUUCUUGUUUUCAUUUUUGUUGCUUUCAAUAAUUAAUUUGUAUUUUCUUUUAGCACUUUAUUUUUUCUUGUUUUAAUUCUAUAGCCCUUAUUUGAGGUUGUGUGGUCCUGCAAUAUGAAUAAGGGAUUGAAUAGGUUGAAUUAUAUUUUAUGUAGAAUUGCCAGCAGAGGCAGCGCUCUGAUACAUUUGUAUUGAAAACACACAUAACACUAAGACACCUUUUUAAAAUUUGAUUUUGCCCUUUCACUCUUUAGGUAUUUACACACAUCUUGAGGGUAUCUUUUGGCUGUUUUGAGUUGCAAGCUUUGUUUUUUUUUUUUUUUUCAUCUCCAUGUAAAUAACUUUCUUUUUGAAAUGCAUGUCAGUGUUUGCAUGAAUGGUGAGUAGUAAUGAAAAAUGGACCCCCACACACACACCCCAUCACCCCACAUAAAGUCUUGAAAUUCCCCUAUAGUGCAUGGGGAGACUAAAACACCCAGCAGCCAGCCAAUGGAAUGCUUCCCUGACCAAGUAAACAAAUAGACAACAGCAUAUGAUAUCACUAACUUGUAAAGUAUUGAUUUGACCAUAAACCCUAAAUCACCCCGAUCCUCCCUGCAUGUGACACAUUUUAUAAUGUUUUUUAGCCACUUGUAGAUUACACAAAUUGAUUUCUGUUAGACCACUAAUGUUUAGACUCAAAAGAAUCUAACCACAUUUGUUCAUUUUGACACUGAAUACGUUCAUUCUAUGGGUCUUUAAACACAUCCCUUACAUUUAAGAUAAGGAGGACAAGGAAAACUGUUGGAAAAUAGAUGUAAAUUUGUCUUUACUGUAUUAUCCCUUUAACAGGAGUGUUAAUGGUUGUAUGAUGUAUUUUUGGCACAGCACUGACUGCGUUUUACAGCUGAAAUAUUGGUGGAAGGACAUGUUGGCUAUGUUACAAUUUUCUGUUGGAAUUUGGGCCUUUUUUUUUUUUUUACCGAGUUGCUUUGUUGUCCCAGGCUUUUGUUCUGCAUUUUUGUCCCAUCCAUAAUUAACAGUUUAACUUCUUCUGGACAGCAUUAUCAAAAAGCUGUUAGUACUGCAUGAGAACAGGACUGAACAUUAUGAUUCAUUGCCUCACAGAACCAGUAUAAUUAUGCCUUUGAUUGAAUGGCAAGAAACCGGACAUUUUAUGAUCACAAGAUGUUUCUGAGAGAGAACUGUUGCUGAAUAGGAUCUGGAGAGAUAACCUGUUAUCUUUUACUUUGCUCUAAGUUGGACAGAGACAUUUUUAUAUCACUUGCAGUUACUAUAGGAGCCUAUAGACCUUCAGCCCAAAAGGCCUGAAGGUGACUACUAUGACAAAUUUCAGAUAUAAAUUUUACCUGUAUUUCUUAUGUGAGAUUCUAUUAUUAAACAUGACCUGAUGUUCUGUAA
Myripristis murdjan (pinecone soldierfish) is the source of this 5270-nucleotide messenger RNA. RefSeq names its product mothers against decapentaplegic homolog 4. Lineage: Eukaryota; Metazoa; Chordata; Actinopteri; Holocentriformes; Holocentridae. The record is from RefSeq and is a predicted model, not a curated record. Bases 491 to 2023 code for a protein of 510 amino acids. Gene Ontology annotation, molecular function: RNA polymerase II cis-regulatory region sequence-specific DNA binding; DNA-binding transcription factor activity, RNA polymerase II-specific; I-SMAD binding. Gene Ontology annotation, cellular component: heteromeric SMAD protein complex. The transcript is spliced from 10 exons. Gene Ontology annotation, biological process: BMP signaling pathway; regulation of transcription by RNA polymerase II; transforming growth factor beta receptor signaling pathway.